CCGUCGCUGGUCAAUUUCGUGUUGACAGCCGUGAUGGUCACUGAAAGGUGGCCGACGUCAUCAUCUCCUCGACGGGCCUCAUAUUCCGGACGGACAUGGACCACAACAACAUGCAAGCAAAAGCCUUCAUCAACGCGAAUCUCUUCGACGCAUAUGACGUCAAUGAGGAGCUUCUCGAUGGGCCAGGCGCGCUCGACGACGAUGACUCAGAGGAAGAGGAGGACGAAAGCCCAGCGCAAAUACGGACCAAGGUCGUCGUGCUGUCGCUUCGCGAUCUCCUCAUCUGUCUCGACAUGUACGGCGGCGGCACGAGCAGCAUGUCUUCGACAUCGUUCUCCCGGAAUGGCGUCCCACCGAGGCAGCCCUACGACAGAGACGAUGAUGACCCGUUCCUUGACGACGGCGCCAGCAACCGAAGAGGAGGUUAUGGAGGCUAUCAAAGCGAAGGCAGAUCAAGGAGCGCCCUGUCCAACGGCGCUGGGUCGUCUCCAAAGACUGCCGUCAAGAUUGUCUAUGAUGGUCAAGGCAGCCCCUUUAUGAUCCAACUCGACGAGGGCAAGAGAGUGACGACCUGUAAGCUGGUGACGAACGAGCCACAGGAGGGAGAUGAAGUCGGCUUCUCAGAUGAGGACAAGAUUGUCAGGGUGGUCCUGGAGUCCAAGGAAUUUGCUGAAGCGAUACGAAGCAUCGAUCCCUCAUCCAGGUCAAUCGAAGUUGGCUUCUUUCCCCGAUUCCCAAUCGCCGUCAAGCGUCCGCACGCAAAGCGGCGGGGCAUCCAAACGACGACAACUGCACGAGAUGGCAAUGGCCACCUGCCGAGCGAAGACGAUACGGUCGUAGAGUCUUCGGGUGUUGCCAUGGCUCGCAGCAGCGCUGUCCAACUGGGCGACCCAGACUGUGACAUUGUUCGAAUGAUGAGACUGACGGCCGAGGGGGACGCCGGCUCAGCAGAGGUGCAGCUGCCCUUCGAUGCGGCGAAACCACUCAGCGAGCAGCUCUUCACGACCUUUGAGGCCGACAUCGAUACAAAGGCAAACUACCACUUCAAGUACUUUGCUCACGCAUACACGGCCCUCUCCACGGCAAGCAAGACGUCGAUUCGCCUUCAGCCCAACGGAGUCAUGUCGAUCCAGUGCAUUUUCCCUCCGAGCACUGACGAGCGCGUGCCCGUGGAAGAGGAGCUGACCAGAAACGGCUUCGUCGACAUGUUGAUCGCACCGCUAGCCAGCGACGAGGACGGGCUAGAGUAGACGAUCGUGCACAGUACUGUACCAUAGCAAGCACCAGACCAGGCCAGAAACACCAGCAACGUGCAAAUGUACGAAAAG
Messenger RNA from Acaromyces ingoldii, 1328 nucleotides. RefSeq lists its product as hypothetical. NCBI's taxonomy places the organism in Eukaryota, Fungi, Basidiomycota, Exobasidiomycetes, Exobasidiales, Cryptobasidiaceae. The transcript is spliced from 4 exons. Gene Ontology annotation, biological process: DNA repair; DNA damage checkpoint signaling. The coding region runs from base 96 to 1250 and encodes 384 amino acids. Gene Ontology annotation, cellular component: checkpoint clamp complex. The record is from RefSeq and is a predicted model, not a curated record.